Molecule: messenger RNA, 4512 nt
Organism: Ustilago hordei
Lineage: Eukaryota; Fungi; Basidiomycota; Ustilaginomycetes; Ustilaginales; Ustilaginaceae
Product: putative DNA topoisomerase II
Exons: 1
Coding region: 1-4512 (1503 amino acids)
Biological process (GO): DNA topological change; resolution of meiotic recombination intermediates; sister chromatid segregation
Cellular component (GO): nucleus
Molecular function (GO): DNA topoisomerase type II (double strand cut, ATP-hydrolyzing) activity; ATP binding; DNA binding
Source: RefSeq, a predicted model, not a curated record
AUGUCCGAAUCCGAUUACAUGUCAGACGGGUCCGAGGGCUUCAUCCUCCCUGCUCCUGCCAAGAAGACAGCUGCUAAAGCUAAGCCUGCAGCAGCCAAGCUCAAGGCCACUACUGCGAAAGCGGGCGCCUCCAAGGCCAACGGUGCUGUCAAGCCAAAGAAGCAGCCGCUCUCGAAGCGCAACAGCAACGGAGCCGACAGCGACCCCGAUGUCAGCAUGAUGGACAGCGAGGCUGAUGUCUCCUUUCAGCCCCCUGCGCCCAGCAAGUCUUCCAACGGCAAGAGUGCUUCCGAGACCUACCAGAAGCUCUCUCAACUCGAACACAUUCUCAAGCGUCCCGAUACCUACAUCGGCAGUGUCGAGAAACAUACAGAGAAGCUUUGGGUCUACGACAAGACCAAGCAGCAGAUGGCCUACCGCGAGACCACAUACGUCCCUGGUUUCUACAAGAUCUUUGACGAGAUUCUCGUCAAUGCUGCUGAUAACAAAGCGCGUGAUCCCAACAUGACUCACCUCAAGGUCGAGGUCAAGCGCGACGAGGGCACCAUCAGCGUCUGGAACAACGGUCAUGGUAUCCCUGUCGAGAUGCACGAGAAAGAGGGCGUCUACAUCCCCGAGCUCAUCUUUGGUCACCUCCUCACUUCCUCCAAUUACAACGAUGACGAAGCCAAGGUCACCGGUGGUAGAAACGGUUACGGUGCCAAGCUCGCCAACAUCUACUCAACCGAGUUCACUGUCGAGACUGCUGAUGCCAAGAACCAGUGCAAGUAUAAGCAGACUUUCACUAGCAACAUGCACGAGAAGGGCAAGCCGAAGAUCACUUCGCACAAGAAGAACGACGAGUACACCUGCAUCACCUUCAAACCCGAUUUUGCCCUCUUCGGCAUGGAGUCCAUUGACGACCACAUCGAGGCCCUCAUGCUCAAGCGUGUCUACGAUAUGGCAGGUACCGUCAAAGGUAUCAAGGUUACCCUCAAUGGUGAAGUCCUCAAGAUCAAGAACUUCAAGCAGUACGUCGAAAUGUACGUCACAGCCAUCAACGAGCUUGGCGGUAAAGCCAACGAGGAUGGUGAAGAUCUUCCCGCCGGCGCUGCUCCCAAGCCCGCUAUCAUCUACGAGUCAACCGUUGAUAAGGGACGCAACUGGGAAGUUGCUUUUGCCGUCUCAGAUGGCGAGUUUCGACAGGUCUCGUUCGUCAACAACAUUGCCACCAUCAAAGGUGGUAAGCACGUCGAUCACGUUGCUGACCAGGUCAUCUCGCGCCUCAUCGAGCAGGUAAAGAAGGACAAAAAGACCGGCAAAGUCAUGCCUAACCAGGUCCGACAGCAACUCUGGGUCUUUGUCAACUGUCAAAUUGUCAACCCCACCUUCGACGGACAGACCAAGGAAACCCUUACGCUCAAGCAGAGCGCUUUCGGCAGCAAGUGGACACUCACUGACGACUUUGCCAGGAAGAUCAUCAAGUCUGGCGUAGUUGACAACAUUGUUAGCUUCGCCCGCUACAAACAGGAUCAGGCGCUUAAGAAGACCGAUGGACACAAGCGCACCAGAAUCACCAACAUUCCCAAGCUUGAAGAUGCCAACAACGCUGGUGGCAGGAAAGCCAAGGACUGCACUCUCAUCCUCACCGAAGGUGACUCCGCCAAGGCGCUUGCUGUGGCUGGUCUUGUCGAGGUGGGUCGUGACAAUUACGGUGUUUUCCCGCUUCGUGGUAAGCUUCUCAAUGUCCGUGAAGCGACUCACGAUCAGAUCAUGAAGAAUGCCGAGAUCAAAGCGAUCAAGGAGAUCAUCGGUCUGCAGCACGGCAAGCAGUACCUUGACGUCAGCAGUUUGCGAUACGGCAGUAUCAUGAUCAUGACCGAUCAGGAUCACGAUGGUUCGCACAUCAAGGGUCUCAUCAUCAACUUCCUCGACCACUUCUACCCCUCGCUGCUCAAGCUUCCUAAUUUCCUCGUCGAGUUCAUCACUCCCAUUGUCAAGUGUAGCAAGGGUAAGAAGGAGCUCUCCUUCUUCACGAUUCCCGAGUACAUGACUUGGAAGGAAGCCAACAGCAACGGAAAGGGUUGGCGCAUCAAGUACUACAAGGGUCUCGGAACCUCGGACUCGCAAGACGCCAAAAAGUAUUUCCGUGCUAUGGACAAGCACAUGUUGCCCUUUGAUACCACCAAAGAUGGUGAUCGCGAGCUGAUCGAUCUUGCUUUCAACAAGAAGAAAGCGGACGAUCGAAAGGAGUGGCUCCGUCAGUUCCGUCCUGGAACCUACCUCGACCACAACAUCGACAAGAUUCCCUACGCCGAUUUUAUCAACAAGGAGCUCAUCCUCUUCUCGAUGGCCGACAACAUGCGUUCGAUCCCGUCUGCUGUUGAUGGUCUCAAGCCAGGUCAGCGAAAGGUGAUCUUUGGCACGUUCAACCGCAAGGGCGACGGUGAAAUCAAGGUUGCUCAACUCGUCGGUCACGUGUCUGGUACCACAGCCUACCACCACGGUGAACAGUCGCUCACCAUGACCAUCGUUGGUCUCGCACAGAAUUUUGUGGGUAGCAACAACGUUAACUUGCUCGAGCCAAGGGGUCAAUUCGGUACUCGUUUGCUUGGUGGUAAGGAUGCUGCCUCGGCCAGGUAUAUUUUCACCGCGCUGCCAAAGAUCACGCGUGCCUUGUUCCCUCAGAACGACGAUGCGCUGCUUGAAUACUUGGACGAUGAUGGACAGAGUAUCGAGCCGCAGUGGUACAUGCCUGUUGUUCCUCAGGUGCUGCUCAACGGUGCCGAAGGUAUCGGUACUGGAUGGUCUACCUUCGUGCCCAACUACAACCCGCAUGACAUUGUUGCCAACUUGCGACGACGCAUGGCUGGUGAGGACGUCGUCCCCAUGAAGCCGUGGUACCGUGGCUUCACCGGUGACAUCGAGGAAUUCGCGCCCGGUCGAUACAAGCUGAGCGGUCGUGUGACUCAGAUCGACGAGAAAACAUAUGAAAUCACCGAGUUGCCCAUCCGUACCUGGACCUCAACCUACAAGGAGAGUCUCGAGGAGCGCAUCCUCUCGACCGAGAAGGUGCCUUCCACCAUCAAGGACUACAAGGAGUACCACACCGAGUCCACGGUGCACUUUAUCGUCGAGCUCAACGCCAAGGGUCAAGCCGAGAUCGCUGAAAAGGGUGUUGAGGCUUUCUUCAAGACCUCAAGUCAGAUUUCUACCACCAACAUGGUGCUCUUCGACCAGGAUGGCAAGAUCAAGAAGUACUCUUCUCCUGAGGAGAUUCUCGAAAACUUCUAUCUCCUCCGUCUGUCGUACUAUCAGAAGCGAAAGGAGCAUCUUGUGGAUCAACUCAAGCUCAUGUACGACCGUCUCUCGAAUCAGGCUCGCUUCGUCCAGAUGAUCAUCUCUCGUCAGCUCAUCGUCUCGAACCGGAAGCGUGCUGAUAUUGUUGCAGAGUUACGUCAGAAGGACUUCCGACCCUUCCCGAAGUCGGGCAAAGCCACGGUCGCCGCCGAGAUCGAGGACACGGAUCCCAUUGACGAUGAGGAGAUCUCUUCCGACUCGGAUUACGACUACUUGCUCAACAUGGCCAUCUACAACUUGACUAAGGAGAAGGUGGACAAGCUUCUCAAGGAGCGUGAUGCCAAGGAGGAAGAGCUCAAGAUCUUGAUCGGUCGCUCGCCUCAGAACCUUUGGGAUGAGGACCUCGCUAAAUUCCUCGAACUUUGGGAGGAGAUGUUGGCUGAGGAUGAGCGUCGACUCAAGGAUGUCUCGUUCAAGAUGAAGAAGGGGAAGCAGAUCAAGAAGCCUGCUCCUAAAGGUGGCGCUGCUCGUAAAGUUCUCGAGAAGCCUCUCAACUCGGACGGCGAAGAGGAGGAUGACGAUGCUAUGGACGGUCUUGACGGUGAUGACUCGGAGGAUGACUUCAAGCCAUCAAGUACUGCUGCCAAGAAGAAGGCUGCCCCUGCCCGCGCUAGUCCAGCAAGGAAGCGUGCCGCUGCUGAUGCAUUGGACAAUGACGACAUGGCUAAGCUGAUUGGCACCACCGCCAACGGAAAGAAGCCGCGUGCAAAUGGUGCUGCUUCUCGAUCUGCCACCACUUCUCGCGCGGCAACCUCUGAGGUCAUCGAUGUUGAUGAUGAUGCUGGAGACAGCAAAGAAAGCAUCAAGCUUGCCCCUCUCUUCCGCAAGACCGCCAACGGAAGCAGCGGCAGCAGCAGUGCUAAGCCUGCCGCGGCCAAGAAGACUGCUACUGCCAAGACUUUCUCUCUCUCUGACGACGAUAAGGAUAUACUGAUCGCCGCUCCGAAGAACAAGAAGGCAACCGCUGCCAAGCCUGCCGCUACGAAGAAGACUGCAACCGGUCUUGGUCGCAAGAAGGCCGCUGCUCCAGCUUCCGACACGGAAGACUCGUUCAGCAUUGACAGUCCCGGUCCUUCCGCCCCUGCCCGUAAGUCGGGUCGAUCCGCUCGUUCGGCUUCGGCAAAGACCAAGUACACGGUUGAUGAUGCUUCGGACGAUGACGACGACUUCUAA